GGGUGAGGCUGUGGCACUCAAUGCACCCCUCGAGCUUUUCAGCCGUCUGUUAUAUGGGUGAGCGUGGAGCGUCACUAGGAACAUUUGAACCUGGCUAGAUCGUUCAUUUUUCUACUUCGACUUCUCCGCCAAGGCUACCUACCACACCUGAUCGGGCCGUUCCGUGACUACAAGACGGACCGAUCGCUCUGCCCCAACGAUGCUCUGCGAAAUCUGCUGGCGCAUGUUACGGGGGCAGAUUGGGAGGCAGUGGAGAGGCACAUACGACCUGCACUUCGACCACCAUGUAUCCAUCAACACACUGAAGGCAUCCCAUAGCAUGGGCUGUGGAAUAUGUCGAGUCUUAUACGAGGAGCUCAUGACGGGCGCCAAGAAGCAAUUCGGGUCGGAACAUGAGAUGCAUAAAGACCAAGCGCCGAAUAAGCUGGACGAUGACCAGGCUCAGAUUCAACUGACUCAAAGCAUUGCUUUGCUUGGAGUAAUUCACGAUAUUGAGGAUGAAGAUGUGUUCCGGCUUGACUUCAAGUUGGAAUGGGUCUUUGGCGACCAUGAUCCGAACACCGUGAAGAGGACUUUUGUUCUCAAACAAACCGGUGAAAAGAUCGCGCCAUUCCGAACUCCUAUGUCUGGGGAAACAUCCUCGAGCGAGGUUUUCAAGCUCGCUUUGACCUGGAUCACGCAGUGCGACACAAAUUGCAGCCCAGCCUGCGCAAAGCAGAAGCCGAGUUGGUAUCCCACUCGUCUGAUCGACAUCAGGACGCUUAAGUCUCAAACCUACUUGGAUGCACGAAGAAUGCAGUAUACGGGCAAAGUUCUCGACGGCAGAGAGACUUUGGAAGACCUCGAUAAGGUCACCGUUAAGCUCGUCGAAAGACCCCGCACCGAUGCUCGCAAUGGUCUGGAUGUGUUCAGUGAGGUCGCGGGCCACAGCAAUCAACCAAACAAUCUCUAUGUAACGUUGAGUCAUUGCUGGGGUCAAGUCCAGCCCUUGCGUCUCGAACCGAACACAUAUGCCCAGCUCAAAAAUGGAAUUGAGAUCGAGAAGCUUCCAAAGACGUUUAGAGAUGCAAUCACUUUUGCUUCACAACUGCACAAUGUCGGCUGGAUAUGGAUCGACUCGUUGUGCAUCUACCAGAGCGGCCCCGGCUUCGAAAAGGACUGGCUUCAUGAGGCGGCCCUGAUGCAACGUGUGUAUCGGGAGUCGUAUCUCAAUAUAUCUGCCACUGCUGCUUCGAACAGUGAUGUUGGUCUAUAUACUGAGCGUGACUGUAGGAGUCUUUGGGAAGACGAAGUGAACCUCAAAGUUGACGGUAUCCCCGGUCUAGCACUGCAUGAGGAGAAGCACAUCCACGAUCGCAAAGGGGCGAUUGUAAGGCCCCAAGGAGGCUCAGCUGGUCCGUCCUUCUGGAAAUGGUUUGUGCAGCUCUUCAGCGGCCCCAAGCAAACAAUUGGAAAACAGGCCGAGCCCGUGGCAAAGAUUGACUGGGGCGGCGAGAAGCCGUUGACUUUGGCCCUUCCGGAACCCGAAGGCCUCCGCAGAUGUGUCAUCAUCGAUAUCUCGCACUGGGACAACUUGGUCAACAAGGCCCCUGUCAAUGUUAGGGCCUGGGUUCUCCAAGAACGGCUCCUUGCCCCAAGGGUCCUGCAUUUCUGCAAAGGCAGCAUUGCCUGGGAAUGUGGUGGAUUCACAAGGGCGGAAGGCCACCCUACCGGCCUCCCUAGGUUUGGCCUGCAGCACGAUAAGAUUCUGCCGGAGGUGCCACUUAAGGGUUUAAACCCGUUCACCCAUGGCAAAGAAUUAAGGAGGAUCCGGCUUGGAGAUGCCAAGGAACCCGACCCUCACAUUCCAGAGAAAUAUCUAUACGGAUUCGAGCUUUGGGCACGAGUGGUUGAGAUGUACUCCAAGAUGAAUUUGACGCUUCCUAAGGACAAACUCAUCGCUCUGUACGGUAUCGCACAACUUAUGUCAACAACCAUCUUCGGCUCCGAAGGAAAACCCGCGACAUAUGUGGCUGGAUUGUGGCGCAAGUACCUGGAGAGUCAGCUUCUAUGGAGGGUUGAGCCCAUAUUCAUACGGCACAAUCGAAGUUUCCACCAGCCAGGCCGACGCCCCGAGAAAUUCAGAGCGCCGUCGUUCUCCUGGGCCUCUGUGGACGCACAAAAUGGGCUCAACGACCUACCAAGCAACGGCAUUACAUAUGGCGAAGUGACAGACCGAGAUCUUUUGAUUGAGGUCGGGACAGGCGACAGUGAGGUAUUCAUCGAGAGCGAGACAGAUAAUUCAUUUGGCCUCGUGACUGGUGGCUACAUCAUGGUCCGUGGCAAACUGAGGAGAAUUGAGCUCUCCAGAGGCGACCCGGGCAGGUUCUAUUGGCGGCUUUUGGACCGAAACGGCAUCUGUCAGAACAACGAUUGUUGUAAAUCUCGUGAAAUUGAUCGUGAGAAGCAUUACAACGUCUAUCUUGAUGCGCCAACCGACGAUCAAAGACGGGGAAUAUUCGACUCGGAAAAGGUCUACUGCCUUCCAGCGGCAGUUGGCCCAAGGUCGGAAGACAACGACUCCAAAUACAUUGUCUGCCUGGUCCUGCAGCAAGCAGACGAUGAUGAACAAGUCAAACACCUGAAACUCUCAGAAAGGAGGGCCACGUUCCGUCGGAUUGGCCUGACGAAACUAUCUGGCUGGGGUGAUAAGCUCACUUACAAGCACAUUUUGGAUUACCAUCAGAAAGACCGGGGAUUGCCUCAUUGGCCGCAUUCGUUUGACCUUGCCACGAAACGGCACUUGAUUCGAAUUAUAUAAUGGCAGAUUUGGCUAACUAUCGUUGCUUGACGGAUACCUAGGUAUGGUAGUUGGGGUAGACCCGAGUAUGCCUACUGGUGUUGCCGUGCGGACAAUAGGGACAAACAUUGGUUACAUGGAUAGAUUGUCAUGGCGUCUGGUGGAAUGAGUGUCGUGUUUACCUAGAUAGGAGUCAAAAGAUGCAUGACGCUUCAUUCUAAGUGUCUUUAUGAAGGUGUAAACUAAUGUCAAUAGUGCCAGUAUAAUCUUAAAGACCAUCAUAGAGA
Molecule: messenger RNA, 3066 nt
Organism: Diaporthe batatas
Lineage: Eukaryota; Fungi; Ascomycota; Sordariomycetes; Diaporthales; Diaporthaceae
Exons: 2
Coding region: 200-2800 (866 amino acids)
Source: RefSeq, a predicted model, not a curated record